Molecule: messenger RNA, 1923 nt
Organism: Papaver somniferum (opium poppy)
Lineage: Eukaryota; Viridiplantae; Streptophyta; Magnoliopsida; Ranunculales; Papaveraceae
Exons: 3
Coding region: 1-1923 (640 amino acids)
Source: RefSeq, a predicted model, not a curated record
AUGGGUAGAGCAAUUGGUAGACCAAUUAGAGUGGAUCCAACUACACUAAACAAAGAAAUUGGUUACUAUGCUAGCAUUUUAGUGGAAAUAGAUUUAUCGCUGUCUAUUCCUACUAAGAUUUCAGUAGAGACUAAGUACUGUAAAUUUGAACAGGAUAUCAGAAUAUCUAAGUUGCCUAAGUUUUGUAGUCAUUGCAAGACUGUAGGCCAUUGGGUGAUAGAAUGUAGACUGAAAAGAAAGGAAAAAAUUCAAGGUGAGAGACCUCAAGUCAUACAGAAACAAAAAUGGAGAUACACUCCAAAAAUACCUCAAGUUCAAACUGCAGGUGGUUUUGAUAUAUGCUUUCCUGAUAUUAAUAACAAAGAUUCAGCAAAAUCACAAAUUCAUGAAGAAUUACUUAGUGAAGGUGAAGAAGUGGAUGCAUUCAUUACUCCUAUCAAUAGUUAUUUUGUUAUGCAACUUAAAACUGGUUACAAUGGUACUUUAGAAUCUACUUCAGACUUCCCUGCACUAUCUGUAGGAAAACUUAUUGAAGUUGGAACAAGCAUUCCACCUCCCACAUGUGCUAGUUCAUAUACAUCACAUAAUGAUUCUUCUUCAGGAGCUCCAAUUUUAUCAACUGCAGCAAAUGAUAUUUUCACAGCUCAAGUUUUAUCCAACUUUUCUACUUCAAAUAUGGAUGGAUGGAAGGUAAUUGCAAGAAAAACCACAACACCAAAGAAAGAUAGUAAUUCCUCCAUGGUGAAUAAUUCUGAACCUAAAGUUAGAGUUACUAGCAGGGGAAUAAAAGGUUUAUAUUUACCUGGAAUGUGUCAAAUGAUUAUUCAUAAUUCUACUAAUACUGCAAAAGGCAAUAUAUGGUUGUUCUGGCAUUCCUCUUUAACAAAACCAGUUGUUAUUUCAUCUUCAAAUCAGGUUAAAGUGGGGCAUGUACUGGUGACUGGUAUUCAUGCAGCUUGCCUUACUGUUGAUAGAAGACAAUUGUGGGGAGAACUGCAAGACAUUAGUGAAAUGAACCUACCCUGGAUGAUAAUUGGUGAUUUCAAUGUGGCGUUAAGUUGUGAUGAAAAAGCAAGUGGCAGAAGACCUCUCAGAAUAUCAAUACAAGAAUUUAGAGAUUGCAUGGAGUCUUGCAAUUUAAUACAAGCUACAAGAACAAGAAUCAAGUUUUCCUGGUGCAAUAAUAGAGAUGGAAAGAAAAGGAUUCUAUGUGAUUUAGAUAAAGCUUUUUAUAACACAAAAUGUUUGGACAACUUUGAAGGAUGGUGCUACAAGGUAGGAGUAAGAGGAACUUCAGACCAUGGAGCUUUAUUUGGCUUUGUAGUUAAUACUAAAAAACCAGUGAAUGCUCCCUUCAGAUAUCAAUCUGUUUGGUCUUCUCAUCCAUAUUUUUUGAAAUUGAUCAAAGAUUCAUGGAAUGUAGAAAUAGCAGGAAACCCAGCUUUUUCAUUUUUAGCAAAAUUAAAAAGGCUUAAACAAAUACUCAAGAAAUGGAACUGGGAGGUCUUUGGUGAUCUGAGAAUAACAUUCAAGAAAACAGAGGAUGAGGUUUUAGCAGUUUCUUUAUUAUCUGAUAAUGACCCUGAAAAUAUUGAAUUGUUAAAUAACCUGGUCACAGCUAGAGGAAAACAUGAAGUUGCAUCUCAACAAUACAAUGAAUUAUUGAGAGCUAAAUCUAGAGUGAAGUGGGUUCAAAUUGGUGAUGUUUUGGUGGAGCACUACAAGAAAAAAUUUCAAGCCCAAGAAUUACUUAUUUCUGAAGAGAUUUUGGAUGUGAUUCCUAAAAUUUUAACUGAGGAAGACAAGUUGUUUUUAGAUGCCACUCCUUCUGCAAUGGAAAUAAAAGAAGCAGUUUAUGGAAUGGAUGCAAACAGUGCACCAGGCCAUGAUGGAUUCCCUGACAGCUUCUACAAAUAUGCAUGA